Molecule: messenger RNA, 2943 nt
Organism: Bufo bufo (common toad)
Lineage: Eukaryota; Metazoa; Chordata; Amphibia; Anura; Bufonidae
Gene: GRM2
Product: glutamate metabotropic receptor 2
Exons: 7
Coding region: 1-2943 (980 amino acids)
Biological process (GO): G protein-coupled glutamate receptor signaling pathway; regulation of synaptic transmission, glutamatergic
Cellular component (GO): membrane
Molecular function (GO): group II metabotropic glutamate receptor activity
Source: RefSeq, a predicted model, not a curated record
AUGUUCUCCACAAUCUCGGACAUCUGGGGCCCUUGCUCCAUAGACCUUUUUGUCUCCCGGCUCAAUACUCACCUGCCCAGGUUCUUCAGCUGGCGGCCGGACCCGGAAGCAGAAGCGGUGGAUGCGUUUCUACAGGACUGGUCUGCAGCCCUACAUUACGCGUUUCCACCGUUUGCCAUAAUUCCGAGGAUGUUGCUACAGACUUGGCGUCAGGUGGCGGAAUUGGUGGUGGUGAUUCCCUUCUGGGGAUCUCAAGCCUGGUUGAAAACCCCUCGGCAUAUGGAAUUCCGUGUUGUUCCAAGUUUUCCUGAGAUGUUAGCCAUGUUGGCUCGAGUUCUUCAGUUGGACGGUCCAGAAGGGCCGGUGGCGGAUCCAGUUCCGGUUUCGAACUGGAAGCCGGAGGAGAGGAGCCGGGAGACCAGAACCGGGAGAUCGGGAGACCAGAACCGGGAGAUCGGGAGACCAGAACCGGGAGAUCGGGAGACCAGAACCGGGAGAUCGGGAGACCAGAACCGGGAGAUCGGGAGACCAGAACCGGGAGACCAGAAUCGGGAGACCAGAACCGGGAGAUCGGGAGACCAGAACCGGGAGAUCGGGAGACCAGAACCGGGACUUUGGGAGACCAGAACCCGGACAUCGGGAGACCAGAACCGGGAGACCAGAACCCGGACAUCGGGAGACCAGAACCAGGAGAUCGGAAUCUGGGACCGGGAGAUCGGGAGACCAGCACCGAGGACAGAGGAGCCGGGAGCACAAGACCAAGGACCGGGGGAUCAGCACCGAGGACAGCGGCAUCAGGUUGCCAACCUCCUGAGGCUCUUCCAGAUCCCACAGAUCAGUUACGCCUCUACAAGUGCCAAGCUGAGUGACAAGACCCGUUAUGACUUCUUUGCCCGCACUGUUCCUCCUGACUUCUUCCAAGCCAAGGCCAUGGCAGAGAUCCUACGCUUCUUCAACUGGACCUAUGUGUCUACUGUUGCAUCUGAAGGGGAUUAUGGUGAGACUGGCAUUGAAGCCUUCGAGCAGGAGGCAAGGGCUCGUAAUAUUUGCAUUGCUACCUCCGAAAAGGUUGGGCGCUCCAUGAACAAGAAGACCUUUACCAGUGUAAUCAAAGCCCUCCAGCAGAAACCUAGUGCCCGGGUUAUCGUGCUCUUCACCAAGAUUGAGGAUGCCCGAGAACUUCUGGCUGCUGCCCAGCAACUCAACGUUUCCUUUAUGUGGGUGGCGAGCGAUGGUUGGGGAGCACUGGAGAGCGUGGUGUCCGGGAGUGAGGAGGUGGCUGAAGGCGCCAUCACCAUUGAGCUGGCAUCGUACCCGCUGUUUGAGUUCUCAAGAUAUUUCCAGUCUUUACAUCCACUCAAUAACACUCGAAAUCCGUUCUUCAAGGAAUUCUGGGAGAAUAAGUUUCAGUGCCGGCUCAAUUCUUCAGACUGCAUGAAGCAUUCCCUGCAAGACGUCAAAUUCGAGCAAGAAUCCAAGAUCAUGUUUGUGGUGAAUGCUGUUUACGCUAUUGCUCACGCCCUGCACAACAUGCACCAGACCCUGUGCCCCAACGCCAGCAGCAUGUGCCCCUUUAUGAACCCAAUCAAUGGACGCCGCUUCUACCGGGAUUACAUCCUGAACGUGAAGUUCGAUGCUCCGUUCCCUCCUCCGGACACUCACAGCAUUGUGAGAUUUGACAAGUUUGGUGAUGGAAUAGGUCGUUACAACAUCUUCUGCUUCCAGAAAACAAAUGGACAAUACCGCUACCAGAAAGUCGGCUACUGGGCUGAGGAGCUGACGCUCAAUACCAGCCGGAUCCCAUGGGCGCUCAGCUCGGUGCCUGUGUCUCAGUGCAGUGACCCUUGCAAGAAAAAUGAGGUGAAGAGCAUGCAGCCUGGAGAUGUCUGCUGCUGGAUCUGCAUCCCCUGCCAGCCACACGAGUACCUCCUCGAUGAGUUCACUUGUAAGGACUGUGGCCUGGGGUACUGGCCCAAUGCGGACCUCAAAGACUGCUUCGAGCUUCCUCAGGAGUACAUCCGCUGGAGUGAUGCCUGGGCCCUGGGGCCCGUCUGCCUCUCCUGCCUGGGUCUACUCUCCACCCUGUUUGUGAUUUGGAUGUUUGUUCAGAAUAAUAAUACGCCCGUCGUGAAGGCCUCAGGGCGAGAGCUCUGUUACAUCCUGCUGAUUGGAGUGCUGCUCUGCUAUGCCAUGACCUUCAUCUUCAUUGCCAAGCCAUCCACCGGUGUUUGCACGCUUCGUCGUCUAGGGCUCGGCACGUCCUUUGCUAUUUGCUACUCGGCUCUGUUGACAAAAACCAACCGGAUUGCCCGCAUCUUCAAUGGUGCACAAGAUGGGGUGCAGAGACCUCGCUUCAUAAGUCCGGCCUCCCAGGUCGGGAUUUGCAUGGCGCUCAUCUCCUGCCAGCUGCUUGUGGUGCUGGGGUGGCUGCUUCUCGAGCCGGCUGGGACUCGCAAGGACACGGCCCCUGAUAAGCGAUACGUGGUAACACUGAAGUGUAAUAGUGGUGACAGCAGCAUGUUGGUGUCCCUCUCCUACAACGUCCUCCUGGUUCUGCUCUGCACCCUCUAUGCAUUCAAGACCAGGAAGUGUCCCGAGAACUUUAACGAAGCCAAAUUCAUUGGGUUCACCAUGUACACCACCUGCAUCAUCUGGCUCGCCUUCCUGCCCAUCUUCUAUGUCACCUCAAGUGAUUACAGGGUUCAGACGACCACCCUGUGCGUGUCGGUCAGUCUCAGUGGCUCUGUUGUCCUAGGAUGUCUGUUUACUCCAAAGAUCCACAUAAUAAUGUUCCAGCCACAGAAAAAUGUCACUAGCCACCGCAGUGCCACCAACCGCUUCAGUGCCACCGGGGCAGGAGGGUCGCGUGGUUCCACCGUCCAGUACGUCCCCACGGUGUGCAAUGGCCGUGAAGUGGUUGACUCUACGACCUCGUCCCUCUGA